Molecule: messenger RNA, 753 nt
Organism: Funneliformis geosporum
Lineage: Eukaryota; Fungi; Glomeromycota; Glomeromycetes; Glomerales; Glomeraceae
Source: the annotation of a GenBank genome assembly
AUGGCUACAAUAUUCAAAUUAGCUAAAGCACAGAAGAAUGCUGCCGAUAAUAAUGAAGAGAAGGGAGAGGUCUCCACUGAUAAAAAACCAGCUAAAAAUAAACAGAGAGUCCUAGUUUUGUCUUCGAGAGGAAUUAAUUAUCGUCAAAGGCAUCUAUUGAAUGACCUAGAGGCGCUUUUUCCUCAUUUUAAAAAAGAUUCAAAACUUGAUACAAAAUUUAAUCUUGGAAUUCUUAAUGAACUUGCCGAAUUAAAUAAUUGUAAUAAUUGUGUAUUUUUUGAAGUACGUAAACAUAAGGACCUCUACAUGUGGACAAGCAAGACUCCGAAUGGUCCAAGUAUAAAAUUCCACGUUCAAAAUAUUCACACAAUGAAUGAGUUGAAUAUGCAUGGUAAUUGUUUGAAAGGCUCCCGCCCUAUUCUAUCAUUUGAUAAAAAUUUCGAUUCUGAACCUUGUUUACUUUUGAUUAAAGAAGUUUUUACUCAUAUAUUUGGAGUUCCAAAGGGUGCCCGUCGAUCAAAACCAUUCAUUGAUCAUGUUAUAUCAUUUACUAUAUUGGAUAAUCGGAUAUGGUUCCGAAACUUUCAGGUUGUUGAAAAAGACCCGAAAAGCUCAGAUAUAAAAGUAAAUGACAAGAACAUUUCUCUUGUAGAAAUUGGACCGAGAUUUGUUCUCAAUGUCAUUCGUAUAUUUGAAGGUAGUUUUUGUGGGACAUCUAUUUACGCAAACCCUGAAUUUAUAACUCCAAAUCAG